Molecule: messenger RNA, 2599 nt
Organism: Haliotis rubra (blacklip abalone)
Lineage: Eukaryota; Metazoa; Mollusca; Gastropoda; Lepetellida; Haliotidae
Product: aspartate--tRNA ligase, cytoplasmic-like
Biological process (GO): aspartyl-tRNA aminoacylation
Cellular component (GO): cytosol; cytoplasm; aminoacyl-tRNA synthetase multienzyme complex
Molecular function (GO): aspartate-tRNA ligase activity; RNA binding; ATP binding
Source: RefSeq, a predicted model, not a curated record
CGCUGAAUGCUGGGAUAGGCACGUGCUGUGUGCGCGAGGUGAGUUCGCUUUGCGUGAGAACGUGCAAAGAGGAAACUGACAUCGUGUCAAUAGCAGGGAGCUCGCAGUCAGUGCGUGGACGCGGAGACACAGAAUGAGCGACAAACCAGCCGAGGAUGUUUUAGGCCCUGAUGGCAAUCCCCUGUCGAAGAAGGCGCUGAAGAAGCAGCAGAAGGAUGCUGAGAAGGCUUUGAAGAAGGCAGCCCACCGACAGCAGGAACAAGCACAAAAUCCCCAGGCAGCAGAGCAGGAGAAGGAGGAUUAUGCCAAGGACCACUAUGGCCAGGUCCGCAUGAUCCAGUCUCGCGACAAACCCGACCGGACCUUGCUGAAAGUGUGCGAGUUGACGCGGGGUCUGGCCGACCAGAAGGUGUGGUUGAGAGGACGACUGUACACCAGCAGAAGUAAAGGAAAAUCAUGUUUCUUCGUCAUUAGACAACAGAAAUGGACAGUCCAAGCACUGGUGUCAGUUGGGGAGAAGGUCAGCAAGCAAAUGGUCAAGUAUAUUGCAAAUAUCAACAAGGAAUCCAUCGUCGAUGUUGAGGGUUAUGUGAGGACGGUCCCACAGAAGAUUGAAUCCUGCUCACAACAAGAUGUCGAACUUCAUGCAGAACAGGUGUGGGUUGUAAGUUCAGCUGCUCCAAGACUUCCCCUACUCAUAGAGGAUGCUUCACGACCUGAAACAGAAGGGGACUUGGCCCAUGUUAACCAAGAUACUCGUCUCGACAACCGCAUCAUCGACCUCCGGACACAGACCAACCAGGCCCUGUUUCGUGUUCAGAUGGGCGUGUGUAGACACUUCAGGCAACAUCUGGAGCAAAAUGGCUUUGUAGAGAUUCAUACGCCGAAAAUUAUAUCAGCUGCAUCAGAAGGCGGGGCCAAUGUGUUCGAGGUAACUUACUUCAAGACCAAGGCAUACCUGGCUCAGUCCCCUCAACUUUACAAGCAGAUGGCCAUAUGUGGAGACAUGGAUAGGGUGUUCACUGUCGGAGCAGUGUUCCGUGCAGAAGACUCGAACACACAUCGCCACUUGACGGAGUUUGUCGGCCUUGACCUCGAGAUGGCAUUCAACUACCACUACCACGAAGUUGUUGAUGUUAUAGGAAAUAUGUUUGUGGCAAUAUUCAAAGGUCUACAACAAAAUUUUGCAGAAGAAAUCGAGAUUGUCCACAAACAGUUUCCCGCUGAGCCUUUUAAGUUCUUGGAGCCAAGUUUACGCCUCGACUACCGUGAAGGGGUGCAGAUGUUGCAGGAGGUCGGAGUGGAAAUGGAGGAGGGCGAUGAUCUCAGCACCCCGAAUGAGAAAUUGCUUGGGAAGUUGGUGAAGGCCAAGUACGACACUGACUUCUUCAUUCUGGACAAGUUCCCGCUGGCAGUGCGGCCAUUCUACACCAUGCCUGACCCGGAGGACACGAAAUGGUCCAACUCUUACGACAUGUUUAUGCGAGGAGAGGAGAUCCUAUCUGGAGCCCAGCGAAUCCACGACCCUGACUUCCUGUUAGAGAGGGCAAAGCUACAUGAAAUAAACAUUGAGAAGAUCAAGGCGUACAUCGACUCGUUCAAGUAUGGAGCACCUCCACAUGCUGGAGGGGGUAUAGGUAUGGAGCGUGUCACCAUGUUGUACCUCGGGCUUGACAAUAUCCGCAAGGCGUCACUGUUCCCUCGUGACCCAAAGCGUCUCACUCCGUGAAGCAUGACGUACACUUCACCUCCAGCAAUAUCUUACAUUUCCUCUCUGAAUUCUUGAAUGCAUUGAUUGGGCUGGGAUAUUAAGCUAUAUUUUAAAUAAAAUAGUCUUCUUCUUAACAAUAAUAUAUAUUUUGUUGGUCUUGCAAUAGGUUCAGUCAGAACUACUUAGAAGUCAUUUCUCAAAGGCUCUGGUUCCAUUUUCCAAGAUUUCUAAGUAAGAUGUCUCUCUUUUGUCCAUAUUAAUCUGUAACACUUCUCUGUAGCUCCUCUGUACACUGUGGUGAUCCUCCAGCUACAGUGUACAUGUAUUUAGUAAGGCUGGGUUGAUACACCAUAACUGUAAUAUCUGAUAGGAUUCAGGUACUUGAUUUGUCUUUGGACUUUUAAGGCCUGAAGUCAUGAGAAUGUCUGCUCAUCAGCUUCCAGGUUUAAGUCUAUGGUGACUGCCAGCUGGAAUCUCAUCUGUUGUCAUAUAGCCCCAGGCAAUAUGUGGUAUAUCUCACACCACUGUGUAUGUGCAUUUAUACACCGUUGAACCGUACAAUAAGGUUAAUGAUGAGGACUUCUCUACCAACAAGGCCUCCCAACAUAAAACAGUGAUUUGCAAAUUAUUUAUAGAUUUUGCUUGUUGAACAAACAUUUGAAACAUACCAACUGUAAUAAGUUAAGAAAAUGCAUUUGUUAAUAUGCUGCUUUUGAGCAUGAGAGUACAUGUAUGUAUUUGUUAAUAGUGUUAAAAUACCAGCGUUGUGGUGCUGACAAGUGUAAAGUGUACAUACACCAUCAUUCUCAACAUGUCUGUUAUAGUUUUGUACAGAUAUCUUAAAGACUUAGGUGACUUUGCUUAAUAAGUGAGAAAAUUUCACUGCCA